This is a messenger RNA of Penaeus monodon (black tiger shrimp), 1062 nucleotides long. Its product is annotated as WSC domain-containing protein 1-like. Bases 70 to 1062 code for a protein of 330 amino acids. The transcript is spliced from 9 exons. Gene Ontology annotation, molecular function: sulfotransferase activity. NCBI's taxonomy places the organism in Eukaryota, Metazoa, Arthropoda, Malacostraca, Decapoda, Penaeidae. The record is from RefSeq and is a predicted model, not a curated record.
CAAAAAACUGACUGGAAGUGCUAGUAGAGUCGCAGCGACGUCAAGGGGAGGUCAGAACACGUCACCGCAAUGAAGUCACCUCAGGGCUCCUCGAACCCUCUAAAAUUUUUAGCGCUUGCCUUCGUCGGCGUCUUAAUUCUAAUCUGCUGCGUCCUCCAGGGUACAGAAAACGUUCGCCUCAUUCCAGAAGCUCUUUCUUUCCCACGGCGAGUAGCAUCGACUGAUGAGUUUGUGGCUGCAGGUCGUGAGGAGCGGACGAGCAUCGACUGGAAAACGAUACCGAGCCCGCUGUCUGAACCGCGAUGGCCCGAGCUGGACCACAACAUGGCGACCACCCCCCUGUGGCCCUCGGACCCUGCCUGCGCCAUGUACAACGUUUCCUUCGCCCUCAAUGUUAACAAAACCUUCCUGGUGUCCUUCCCUCGGUCCGGCAACGCCUGGACUCGUUACCUGGUGGAAGGGGCGACGGGCGUGGCCACAGGGGCGGUUUAUUCAGUCGAACAACUCAUUCACUUCGGUAUGAAGAGCAACUUGAGGCAGCUAGAAGGGAAAGUUAUACUCGCAAGGAUCCAUUUCAAUACGAGGCAAAGCGUUCCAGACAACGCUCCUGUUAUAUUAUUACUAAGAAAUCCAGCCAAAUCUCUAGUUUCUUACUAUAAUUUUAAGUGGGGAGAAGGAGAUGUAAACAGGUAUAGAAAUGUAAGCUAUGAAUCCUACUUUACACAAAAAUUUAAAAAGCACUUUAACGUUGAGCUUCCGAGAUGGACAAAGCUGGCCAAGGACCGGCUUUUGUACUCUAAGCGGCUGCUGGUGAUCCCGUACGAGGAGUUACAAAAGGACCCGAUGACACAGGUGCGGAGGGCGCUCGCGUUCCUGGGCGUUCCGGCGGACGAGGGGCGUCUCGCUUGCCUCCGACGCAACUCCGAGGGGUUUGCGUUGGGCCUACAGAGACAGGUUGACCCAUACACACCCGAGCAGAAAGCGGCGAUGGCGAAAGCUGUGGCAUAUAUCUCUCAACUUCUCCGCAAAAGAAACUUCCCUCCGUUGCCUGCUUAUGACUAG